Molecule: messenger RNA, 793 nt
Organism: Megalobrama amblycephala (Wuchang bream)
Lineage: Eukaryota; Metazoa; Chordata; Actinopteri; Cypriniformes; Xenocyprididae
Gene: s100t
Product: S100 calcium binding protein T
Exons: 3
Coding region: 104-439 (111 amino acids)
Molecular function (GO): transition metal ion binding; calcium ion binding
Source: RefSeq, a predicted model, not a curated record
GGAGAACCAAGUAGGUAUAUAAAUUCUGCUCAUCGCCUCCUGUCUUCACCAGCAUUCGUCUCUCCUCAAGGAACAGAAGAGCAGCAACCAUCUAACAGCAAGAAUGUCUUUUAACUCAGAGAAUGCCUCCACUCUGGAGAACGCCAUGCAGCUGAUGAUUCAGACGUUCCACAAGUACUCUGGGAAUGAGGGCGACAAAUAUACCCUCAGUAGGCAGGAACUCAAAGAGAUGCUAACGCAGGAGCUGGGCAACUACCUUGGGAAUGCACAGGAUAAGGAUGCGGUAGAUAAAGUUAUGGGAGACCUGGAUUCAAACAACGACGGUGAGGUGGACUUCACAGAGUUCAUCAUCCUUGUGGGCGCCCUCACCGUCGCCUGCAACGACUUCUUCCUCGAGUAUCACGAAAAGGACGGAAAGAAGCCUGACAAGAAAGAGUAGAGCUGAAUUUCUCUGAACAAAAGCCAACACAUGACCAGUGAAGGAGGGAAAUGGGGGGAGAAGGGGAAUGUUUGUGUGUAUGAAUCUUGCUUACUGAUACCGAAAAAGUUUCACCUCUUCAUCCACGUUCAGUGCAAUCCUGGGUACACAAAAUGCUCCAUGAGGUGCAACAUGUUUCCAACCCCUGAAACAACCUAUUAGAAAUGAAAGCAUAAGGAAUGAGAUUGUGAGAUGGUCUUUGUUGAAUAUGUGAAUAUGUGUUUCUUCCUUUAAUUUGUUUUUUAACAACUGGAGUUGUUCAUUUUAAAAUAAUCUCUCCAUAUUACAAUAAACUGCAGAUUUAAAAUAAAUAAA